UGUGCAGGCACAAUCACUCGCCCGCCAUAACUGAACGCAUUUGAUUGGACAACACGCGAGUUGUUUGUAUUUUAGUCCACUUCCGGUUAUACAUGAUUGGUUGGCCAUACUGUUGAUGCGAGCGCCGCGGCGCAGCCAUCUUUUAUCUAGUGAUUUGGCUUGGCGCCUUCCUGUGUUGGUUGUUCACUGUAGUGGCCAUAGUGUGUUACACGUUUCAAAAUGGCUGGUGGUAAAGCGGGCAAGGAUUCUGGUAAAGCUAAGACGAAAGCAGUAUCGAGAUCAGCAAGAGCAGGACUGCAGUUCCCUGUGGGAAGAAUUCAUAGGCAUCUUAAAAAUAGGACAACUAGCCAUGGACGCGUCGGUGCUACGGCGGCCGUAUACUCGGCAGCUAUUCUGGAAUAUCUCACAGCCGAGGUGUUGGAAUUGGCGGGAAACGCGUCGAAAGACUUGAAAGUGAAGCGUAUCACGCCGCGGCACUUACAACUUGCUAUCAGAGGUGACGAGGAACUCGACAGCUUGAUCAAGGCGACGAUCGCGGGAGGCGGUGUCAUCCCACACAUACACAAGUCGCUCAUCGGCAAAAAGGGCGGCCCUGGAGCACCUGUCUAAGACUAGCUGUAUGUUGUGUGCAGGCCAAUUACACCCCAACACAUACUGCAUUUGACUCCAAGCACUUUCUACGCAGACCUCUACAUCCUUAUUGGUAAACAUAGUUUGAUGUUAAAGUUAGUGACAUGGACAGUGGAGUGAUUCCAGAGAACUGUUGGUCUGGACUAAAUCUGUAGUUUGUAAGUGCUAGACAUAUUUUAGUGUUAAGGAGAUUUAAAUAUAAUUGUAUUAGAAUUAAGUUUAAUUUCUGUUUGUGGGACAUAUUGUAAGCCAUUGUGUAUGGUGCGGCAUUGCAUGCCUUGUGCCCUGUCACUAUAAUAAUUGUGGGGUCACCACAAAACAACACACUUUCCACUGGUUACAAAUCAUUUAGGAUUUUGUUUAAGCUCUAAGCUGUUGUCAUUAUUUGCAGAUUUUGUAUUUUUUUAAGUGACAUUGUAUUAGCAAUAGUUUGAAUACAUAAUGUUGAUCUAAAUUGUAAUUUGGUAUGAUUGAACUGUUACAAGUUGUAAGAAAUGUAUUUUGAUCUUUGAAAUAUAUUGACAAAGAGCUGAUGUUUGUUUACUUGA
Molecule: messenger RNA, 1178 nt
Organism: Manduca sexta (tobacco hornworm)
Lineage: Eukaryota; Metazoa; Arthropoda; Insecta; Lepidoptera; Sphingidae
Gene: His2Av
Product: histone H2A.V
Exons: 5
Coding region: 220-609 (129 amino acids)
Cellular component (GO): nucleosome
Molecular function (GO): protein heterodimerization activity; structural constituent of chromatin; DNA binding
Source: RefSeq, a predicted model, not a curated record